AUGUCCCUCGAAGGGCCGGUCUUGCUGCUCGGCUGCGGCAAGAUGGGCGGCGCCUUGCUCGCCGGCUGGCUCGACCGGGGCCUGCCCGGCGCGCAGGUCACGGUGAUCGAGCCGCAGGCCGCGGCGGUCGCGGAUUUCACGGCACGCGGUGUCGGCCAUGUCGGUUCCGCUGAGCAACUGCCCGGGGAUCUGCGGCCCAAGGUCGUGCUGCUGGCCGUCAAGCCGCAGAUGAUGGGCGAGGCUCUGCCGCCCCUGGCCCGGUUGGCCGGGCCGGAGACGGUCUUCCUCUCGAUCGCCGCCGGCAAGACGGUGGACAGCCUGACCGCCCUGCUGAUGCCUGAGGCGGCGGUGGUUCGCGCGAUGCCGAACACGCCUGCCGCCGUCGGCCGGGGCAUGUCGGUGCUCUACGCCAACGCGCGGGUGGACGCGCGACAGCGCGCGCUCUGUGCCGAGCUGAUGACGGCGGCCGGCGAGACCGCCUGGAUCGAGGACGAGGCGCUGAUGGACCCGGUCACCGCCCUGUCCGGCGGCGGGCCUGCCUACGUCUUCCUGUUGAUCGAGGUGCUCGCCAAAGCCGGGAUCGCGGCAGGCCUGCCCGCUGAACUGGCCGAACGCCUCGCGCGUGUCACGGUCGCCGGAUCGGGGGAGCUGGUCCAUCGCUCCGACCUGUCGCCGGCGACGUUGCGGGAGAACGUGACCAGUCCCGGCGGCACCACUCUGGAGGCUCUGAAGGUAUUGAUGGCGGAGGAUGGGCUGCAGCCUCUGGCUGCCGCGACGCGGGUUCAGGCCGUCCUCUCCGAGGCGGGAUUGGAGGCGAAGGUCCGCGAGUUCCCUCAGUCGACCCGGACGGCGGAGGAGGCCGCUGCGGCUAUCGGCUGUGACGUCGCCCAGAUUGCCAAGUCGUUGAUCUUCAAGGGCGCGACCAGCGGGCGUUCGGUUCUGGUCGUUGCCAGCGGCGCCAACCGGGUCGCGGAGCGUAAGGUGGCGGCGCUGAUCGGCGAGCCCCUGGAAAAGGCCGAUGCCGCCUUCGUACGCGAGAUGACGGGCUACGCCAUCGGCGGCGUUCCGCCGGUCGGCCACGAGGUGGCGCCGAUCACCGUGAUCGACGAAGAGCUGUUGCGGCUCACCGAGAUCUGGGCUGCCGCCGGCACGCCCAAUGCCGUUUUCGCCCUAACGCCCGACGCCUUGAUGAAAGUGACUCUGGGCCUCAAAGGCGACAUCAAGAAGGGUGGGACGGCCUGCAGAGCGAUGGCCGAAGCCAAGAAAACCGCCAAAACAGGUGCGGGGAAAAGCGGUAGCAAGACGAGCGGGGCAAAGACCGCCGCCGCCAAACGGACCGUCAAGAAACGCGCCCCGGCGAAGGCCGCGCCGCCGCGCGACAUCGCCCGGGAAACGCUGGACGCAGCCCUGAGGCUGGCCGCCACGCGCAGUUGGGCCGAUAUCGCCCUGGCGGAGAUCGCGGAGGAGGCCGGGCUGAAACUGUCUGAAAUCUAUGCGAUCUACCCGACCAAGGGCGCGAUCCUGGCCGCCUUUUCCCGCCGGAUCGACGGUCUUGUCCUCGCCGAGGACAUGGAGGGACUGGAGGACAGCCCGGCGCGCGAUCGGCUGUUCGACGUGAUGAUGCGUCGCUUCGAUGAGUUGGAGCCCUAUCGUGACGCGGUCGGUAACAUUCUCGCCGACCUCUGGUCCGACCCGGUCUCGGCGCUCGGCGGCCUGCCGCAGUUGUCCCGCUCCAUGGGCUGGAUGCUGGAGGCGGCCAGCGUCCCGACCGAAGGCUGGCGCGGUCUGCUGCGCGUUCAGGGACUGGUCGGUAUCUACCUGGCCACGCUACGGGUCUGGCUGCGCGACGACAGCGCCGACAAGUCCAAGACGAUGGCCCAGCUCGACGCCUACCUCCGGCGCAUCGAGACUCUCUCGGAGCGUUUCGGGCGCCGCGAUCUGUCGCAGGACGCUGCCUAG
Molecule: messenger RNA, 1959 nt
Organism: Symbiodinium necroappetens
Lineage: Eukaryota; Dinophyceae; Suessiales; Symbiodiniaceae
Source: the annotation of a GenBank genome assembly